CGUUUACGGAUGAGGUUUGUAAAAGAAGAAUUCGUUAUUAGGAAAUUAUUUCGUGAAAAACAACGUCGUAAAUGGAGGAUUGUGUGUAUCCUAUCUCUUCGUUGCAUCAAAUUUUUGGUCCAGAUCCGCUUUGAGUCAUGGCGUUGCAGGUAGUUUAAUUUAUCAUGCGUCUUAAACUUUAUCGGAGUGAGCUGUUCAUUGUAAGUUCUCCCACAUAUACGAGUAGCUCUCCCGUCUGAUACGACCCAGUAACGGUAGGGACACCACGACAAACUGUUGCUGUCUGCCACACGCAGGGAAACGUGAAGUAGAGCUGCCUCGAUCCCUGCCCAGUAGAGAUAGAGGCAAUAAUUAGCUUAUUGCGGGUAAACAAGAGCAUUGGGUAAACAGCGAUCGCACUGGUUUGUUUUUAUAGGUUCCCGAAUCUACAAGAUUUUUCAGUCACUUGACAGCCACAGCUGGGUGAGCCACAAUGAGUGAUAAAAUUAGUGAAGUGUGAAACACUUUGCUUAGAACAGAAAACGUUCGACCAAAUCAAGUCUUCUAAUAACUUCCUAGAACGUGAAUAUGGCGAAGAAGUACAGUGUUGUGUUUGUGCGCCAUGGCGAAAGUGAAUGGAAUAAAAUGAAUCUUUUUUGCGGGUGGCAUGACGUUGGACUCAGCGAGGAAGGUGAAUGGGAUGCAUUAGAAGUUUCCGCCGCGGCACUGAAACGUGAAAACAUAAGCUUCGAUGUGGCGUUCACUUCUUGCCUGCGACGUGCCAAUCAAACACUGGAAGUCAUUCUGAGGGAAUUGAAUCUCACCCACAUACCGGUCCACAAAUUGUGGCGUUUAAACGAGCGCCACUACGGUGCCUUGACCGGGUUUAAUAAACGACAGAUGGCCGACAUUUAUGGUGAACCACAAGUUCAACUGUGGCGGCGCAGUUUCAACAUACCUCCUCCACCGAUCGAUGGGAACAAUCCGUACUUCAGCGCCAUCCAGAACAAUCCCAAUUUCCGCCACAUUAAUGAGAAAGACUUUCCGCUAACGGAAACGCUGGAAACGACCAUGCAGCGGGUGGUUCCUGAGUGGUCCGAUACGAUCAUUCCAGAAGUGCGUGCUGGGAAAAAAGUCCUGGUGGUUGCUCAUGGAACCAGUUUGCGAGGAUUGGUUAAACACAUUCAAGAAAUUUCAGAUGCGGAUAUCAUGAAGUUCAAUCUUCCGAAUAGUAUUCCGUUCAUAUUCGAUUUUGACGAAAAUAUGAAAAUGGUCGGUGGCAUUCGAUUCCUGGCCAAUGAGGAUGCUGUACUGAAGGCAAUGGAAAAAGUGGCUUCGAUAGGAAAAUAGAAGAAUGCUGAACAAACUUCACCACAGGAAUUCUACCUCAUUUUAAAUACGAAAUGGAAGUUUUUCUAGACUAGGCUGUUCUCAGAAGUGUACGUUUUAUUCAACUGUAUGGUUUUAGGAUAAUGUUAAUUAUUGAUGUGCGGUUGUAAACUAUUGUCCUACAAAUUAAUGGAGAGGAAGAGCAAUCGCGAUGAAACACUGUCACAUAUAAGUGUACCCUCUGCUCAAUCUAUGUCGCCAGAGAAAGAUUCAUCUGCAUGCUAGUCUUGUUGAUUUUAUUCAGAUUACUGUAUUAUUAUUUAUAUUAGGUCUGCUGUAACAUUAUCUCAGGUGGUUGAUUUACACCUAUAAACAUUGUACAUUCAUCGGUACAGCAGGCGCAGUUCGCUUCAUAACUUAUCUCUAUUUGUAAAUGAAAUCAUUAUAGAAGCUGUUUGUUUAAUCACUACUCAGUAGACGGAACAAGCAUUGCUGGAAGCAUCGUUUGAAUCGAAUAUAAAGUAAAGCUAU
This is a messenger RNA of Malaya genurostris, 1839 nucleotides long. Its product is annotated as 2,3-bisphosphoglycerate-dependent phosphoglycerate mutase-like. Gene Ontology annotation, molecular function: intramolecular phosphotransferase activity. The transcript is spliced from 4 exons. The record is from RefSeq and is a predicted model, not a curated record. Lineage: Eukaryota; Metazoa; Arthropoda; Insecta; Diptera; Culicidae. Gene Ontology annotation, biological process: glycolytic process. The coding region runs from base 568 to 1329 and encodes 253 amino acids.